AAUCAGUUACUAGUAACAUCAUAGUUUAGAUCAAGGAAGAGGAAGGGGCAUUUCAACUUUCCCUUCAUAGAACAACCACUCCACUUUUCUUCAAUUUCGCUGCUUCUUCUAUGAGACAAUGAAGAGAGCAAGGCAUAAACACAAUUACUAUGAAAACAAAGACAGACUCAGUGACCUGCCCAAUUGCCUUUUACUCCACAUACUCUCCUUUUUGAAUGCCAAGCGAGUGGUUCAGACUUGCAUCCUCUCCAAGAGAUGGAAGAAUAUUUGGAAGUCUCUUCACGUCCUUAGAUUAAGUUCUUCAAACUUUAAAACAGUCCGGGGUGCUUCUAGCGUCGAGGCUGUUCAAAAUUUCAACAAAUUCAUGUCUAAUAUUUUAUCUCUCCGGGAUUACUCAGCCUCACUCCAUACUCUUGAUGUUCACCGCUAUGCAAUUAGGAAACCUCGCCAACUCAAAUGGAUUAUAAAAUACGCUGUUUCACACAAUGUCCAGCAUUUAAAUAUCUAUCUCAAAUGUCAUUUUCAACAAUUUCCGCCUUGCUUAUUUUCAUCUCGCACUUUAACCUCUCUUAAAAUUUCUGUUUUCCGCUCUAGAUUGUAUCAUAUGCGAGCGUUUUUCCCUAAUUCUCUAAAUUUGCCAGCAUUAACCACCUUGUCUCUACAGUCAUUCACCUUUCUUGUUGGCGAUGAUGGAUGCACCGAGCCUUUUUCUGCGUUAAAGAAGUUGAACAGUUUGAUCAUUGACAAAUGUGAAGUUCUUGAUUCACAAAACCUUUGCAUAUCAAGUACCACACUUGUCAAUUUAACGAUAAUCAUGAGUUAUAGGGAACAUAGGUCCUACUUUGGAUUUGAGCUAUCUGCACCAAGUCUUUGUACCUUUAAUUUUAGUGGUCUUCCUCUUCAGAAACUCUGUCGGAGCAAUGGCAAUCUCUCCACGGUCAAGCAUGUAAGUAUUGAUGUCGAUUAUUGGGUUCUUGCGGCUGAUACUCCUUUGGUUCUACUCAACUGGUUGGUGGAGCUUGCUAAUAUCAAAUCAUUGACAGUUACUUCAACCACUCUUAAGGUUCUUUCUCUUGUUCCCGAUCUAUUGAAGUUUGAGUUCUCUUCCUUAUGUAACUUGAAGUCACUGAAAGUAAAAAGGAAAUAUCCUUCCUCAGUACCUGAUGGAUUGGUGGACUUUUUGCUUCAAAACACACCCUUGGUGGAGGUUGACAUAGUAGAUUGA
Vicia villosa (hairy vetch) is the source of this 1225-nucleotide messenger RNA. RefSeq names its product F-box/FBD/LRR-repeat protein At3g26920-like. The record is from RefSeq and is a predicted model, not a curated record. Gene Ontology annotation, molecular function: protein binding. Bases 119 to 1225 code for a protein of 368 amino acids. The transcript is spliced from 2 exons. Lineage: Eukaryota; Viridiplantae; Streptophyta; Magnoliopsida; Fabales; Fabaceae.